Carassius auratus (goldfish) is the source of this 2164-nucleotide messenger RNA. Its product is annotated as UDP-galactose translocator-like. Gene Ontology annotation, molecular function: pyrimidine nucleotide-sugar transmembrane transporter activity. Bases 212 to 1360 code for a protein of 382 amino acids. Gene Ontology annotation, cellular component: Golgi membrane. The transcript is spliced from 5 exons. NCBI's taxonomy places the organism in Eukaryota, Metazoa, Chordata, Actinopteri, Cypriniformes, Cyprinidae. The record is from RefSeq and is a predicted model, not a curated record. Gene Ontology annotation, biological process: pyrimidine nucleotide-sugar transmembrane transport.
CGUGAAGAAGAUGAAGCGGACGUUAACAGGAAGUGCUUGUGUGUUUGGGGACGUCAACACUUUUCCUCGAGCACUUUUGAUCGUUUUUCCUCUUCUUUCGCCUCCUCUGUGAGCUGUUUGAUGGAGCAGCGGCGGGGAAAUCAUCACUGAGCAUCGUUACCGACCAAACGAAUCAAGAGAGAGUUUGGGGACAGGUUGGGCUUCAUGUUUGAUGAUGAUAAUGGCAGCAGCAGCAAGCAACGAGAGUCCUAACAAAAGCACUGAAGAUAAAACAUCCGCCCGAAGACAGAAUGAAGUCAACAAGAAGUUGAAGUACAUCAGUUUGGCGAUUCUGGUGAUCCAGAAUGCAUCGCUCAUCCUCAGCAUCCGUUACGUGCGGACAUUGCCAGGAGAUCAUUUCUACACCACAUCAGCCGUGGUGAUGGCCGAAGUUCUUAAAGUCCUCACCUGUGUGGUCAUCAUCCUGAUAGAGAAGAGAGGUAAUGUGAAGUCCUUCGUAUCGUUGUUGUAUGACUCUCUAGUCGUACAGUAUUUGGACACGCUGAAGUUAGCAGUUCCGUCACUCAUCUACACGUUACAGAACAACCUGCAGUAUGUGGCCAUUUCUAAUUUACCAGCAGCCACUUUCCAGGUCACAUAUCAGCUGAAGAUCUUGACCACAGCGUUGUUUUCAGUGCUCAUGCUGCGCAAGAGUCUGUCGAAAAUCCAGUGGAUCUCUCUAGUGCUGCUGUUUGCCGGUGUAGCGAUCGUCCAGGUGGAGCAGGAGGGCGGAAAACAGAAGGAGGCUGUGACCAGCGCCAACCAGAACUACUUCAAGGGCCUGGUGUCUGUGAUCAUUUCUUGCUUAUCCUCCGGGUUUGCUGGCGUUUACUUUGAGAAGAUCUUGAAGGGCAGCUCUGCCUCGGUAUGGAUAAGAAACAUCCAGCUCGGGAUCUUCGGGACUCUUUUGGGUCUCCUUGGGAUGUUGUGGAACGAUGGAGCCGCCAUUGCUGAGAAAGGCUUCCUGUUUGGCUACACGCCCAUGGUGUGGGGCGUCAUCUUCAACCAGGCCUUCGGCGGCCUCCUGGUAGCUGUUGUUGUAAAAUACGCAGACAACAUUCUCAAAGGCUUCGCCACGUCUUUUUCCAUCAUCGUGUCCACGAUCACAUCCGUCUACCUCUUCGGCUUCCACGUGGACCUGAUCUUCACGCUGGGUGCAGGAUUGGUCAUUGGAGCCGUCUACAUGUACAGUCUCCCCAAACCUAGCACUAGCACUUCCAGCACCAGCACAUCUUCAUCUAGUCACAGCAUAGGAGGAGAUUCGAAGCUGGAUGCUUUCCUCCCAAAUCCCAAGGCUCCAGGAAAGAAGAAAGGAAUCUGAAGAAACGAGAUACAUGAGAAAAAAUGAUAAGAACACAUUGUGCCUACAGGUCCUACACUCCUGCCCUAUUUCCACAGGAAAAGAUGGUUAUAUUUCAAGAGCAUUAUUAUUUUCACAAUGUUAAACUCAUUUGCUUCUAAGCUAAACUGUGCUGACUUUUUCAUGGUACCUCAUAUUUAUUCUGUUGCCUUAUUAUUAUUGUGCAUUUGAUAUUGUGAAUGCCUGAAGUUAUAAUACUAAUCUAAACAGAUUUUGAAUGCUGGAACUGAACAAAUGAAUUGGAAAUCCUCAUUGUACUUGGAAUUCAAAAGCUGCUGCCUUAUAAUGAAAUAAUUUCUAGGCAUUCUUAGUAUGUUUUUUUUAAGUGUUUUGUCAUAUUGUGUUUUCAUUAAUACUUUUUUUGUAGUACCUUAUACAUUUAAUCUGUUUUAUGUGUGAGAGUAUCACAUAUACAUAUACAAGUCAAGCAAACAUUUUUUCCAAAGCGCACUUUCAAAUGUAAACUCAUUUAUGUUAUAUAGCCAAUGUCAAUAAACCUUAGUCCAUCUCUUUAGAUGCCAAAAACUGCAUUUCUGACCUAAACACAUUGUGUAAGAGGGUAGUCCCUGUGUUCUUUUUGCACGUUUUGUUUUAUUAUAUCUAUAUUUGUAUUGUCUGAGCAGUGAAAUGUGAAAAGCAUUGGGCUCUUGAGAAUAUUGACAUGUCACUUUUCAAGAGAGCAGAUCUAAAACUUAACUAAAUGUUUAAUCUUGUCAGAAGAUAUAUAAUUAUUGUAUUCAUGUAUGGAAUAAACCUGGUUUUGAA